Messenger RNA from Macrobrachium nipponense, 570 nucleotides. Its product is annotated as ran GTPase-activating protein 1-like. The record is from RefSeq and is a predicted model, not a curated record. The transcript is spliced from 3 exons. Lineage: Eukaryota; Metazoa; Arthropoda; Malacostraca; Decapoda; Palaemonidae. The coding region runs from base 1 to 570 and encodes 189 amino acids.
AUGUUCCCCCGCGGGCACGUAGAACAGCGUCUUGUGGGCCUGCAGGAGGGGCUCGUACCCCCUGAGGAAGGCGUCCUCCGUCAGGCGGACGAGGACCGUGUUCGGGGGAAGGGAUCGGUUGCUGCCGCCGUCCAAGAUGGAGAGCUCCACGUCCGGGGGGCCGAACCCCCUCGUGACGGUGGCCAGUUCGGCCACGCUGCACCAGGUCCCACCGCUGCUGCUGCUGUCCCUGACGUGGGAGGAGGGCCCAUACCUUCGAGAAAUGGAAGGGAAAUUAGGGAGGAAGAAGAAGAAGAAGAAGAAGAAGAAGAAGAAGAAGAAGAAGAAGAAGAAGAAGAAGAAGAAGAAGAAGAAGAAGAAGAGGAAGAAGAAGAAGAAGAAAGAGAACUCCACCUACACGAACAAUACCAUUCCUCCCAGUUCAUGUCUAAUGUACGACCCAAACACACGCAUGCCAAACUAGUCCCUCACACAGCGUCGACAUCAAAGGGUUACUACAAGCAUGUAGAGACUGACCAAUCAACAUUGAACAUGCUGGCUCGUGCUGACUCCGUGCGGGACAUGCAAUAG